Alternaria burnsii is the source of this 1056-nucleotide messenger RNA. RefSeq lists its product as uncharacterized. Lineage: Eukaryota; Fungi; Ascomycota; Dothideomycetes; Pleosporales; Pleosporaceae. The record is from RefSeq and is a predicted model, not a curated record. The transcript has a single exon. Bases 1 to 1056 code for a protein of 351 amino acids.
AUGGCCAUUUUACCAAACGUCGUCUAUCAAUCGAAUAUUCUCCGGCCACGCACUGCCACUGAGAAUAGUCUAAGCAGUGGUGCAAUCGCCGGAGUUGUCCUUGGGUCCUUAUGCGGUCUCCUCGUGUUCCUGGUCAUUUUUUGGACAUGUGCGUGGCGAACAAGACAAAGAAGUCCGAAUCUCGACGAGCCAUUGUUCCCAAGCGAGGAUCAUCCCCCCCUUCAUGCGCCUGCCAUAGCACUUCCGCCAGUUCCAGCAGAUCCAACAGAAUCCGGCGUCACUCCCCUGGAGAUCGACAGCAUCAAUACUGUCGAUCCUUGGAAAGUGGAGUACCAGCCCAACCCAGUUAUGUUUCCUCAUUUAUCAGUCUCAAUCGGGAAUAUUCAUCAUGAGGAUGAGGAAGAAGGUGUACUUUUCAGUGCGAAUGAGACAAGCCUACGAAGACCCGAAAGCAUAAUCGAGGUGUGCGGCACAAGAUCGAAUAGCUUUGGGAACCCGUCAGCGAUAUAUGCAGCGGCCAAUGGCACUGAAUCCAAAGGUACUUCGCCACCGCUGCAAGGUAUCAAUACCAAACCUUCUGGUGAUGCGGUACCCCCUUCGAAGUCUAGUAGAUCAGAUCUACCAAUGGACGAUAUUCUGCCUGUCACAACAACGUCAGAAGUCCCUACGAGCUACGAGAGAAAGAGUCCAUGUCAGAGUGGGCCUGGGACGGUCGAAAUAAUCAACACUACCCCGAUCAAAUCGUCAGAGCUAUGUCCAGGCAGUUGUGACACUGGUAUCAUUGUUGCGUCGUCACCGAGGUCCCUCACAGAGGUGAACAGUAGCACAAGGACCUUAUCCCUGCGGGCAUCGUCACGCACCUCGCCGACUGACAAUCCAUCUGUCUCAAAAGCCAUUAUGUUUCCUUCCAAAUCGGUCGAAGCAGAUACUGAUCCGGUGUAUCCAUGUUCUAUCUGCCACCUCAAGUUUCGAACACCAGGCCUGAGAAGGUACGUAGCCUUCAAUCACAAACGAUACUCAGUCUUCAAGCCUCUUUGCUCACCCAAACUUUUGUAG